AGAAGCUGUGUUAAGACUUGGGAUUGUGUUUCAUUUACCUCCGAUUGGUUUCUAAUUAAGUUCUUGUUUCCAUGGAAUCGAAUUAGUUUAGGUAGAGAGACGAUCUAGUGGACCUCCGAAUAAGAUUGCAGAUUGAACAGAGGGAGAUACUACAUGAAUCAUCAGAGGAGUAAAUUUGUGAGGUUUGAUGAUUCUGGGAAUCCGGGGAGAUCUUCAACCAUGCUACUUGUAAAUGGGAAAUUCAAAAGUGUUAGAGGACGCUUGAAGAAGGUUUACGGGAAGAUGAAAACACUCGAAAACUGGAGGAAGACUGUCUUGUUAGCUUGCGUGGUUGCUUUGGCUAUAGAUCCUUUGUUUCUCUUUAUCCCUGUUAUUGAUUCUCAUAGGUUUUGCUUCACCUUUGACAAGAAGCUUGUGGCAGCAGUUUGUGUUUUGCGUACCUUCAAUGACACAUUCUAUGUGUUUCACAUUAUUUUUCUUUUGAUAACCGACCUCAUUGAUCCUCGUCCUCAAGUAUCUCUAAGAGGCGAGUUAACCGUGGAAUCUAAGGGUAUAAGGAAAAAACGCCUUCUCUUUCACUUCAUUGUUGACAUUUUCUCUGUUCUCCCAAUUCCUCAGGUGGUAGUUCUCGCUCUUAUUCAACGAUCAGCCUCGCUGGUGUCAAAGAAAAUACUAAAAUGGAUCAUAAUUUGUCAAUAUCUACCGAGAAUCAUUCGUAUCUAUCCACUUUACAAAGCAGUGACAAGAGUCUCUGGUACCGUUGUAGAAACAAAAUGGAUCGGAGCUGCUUUGAACUUUUUCCUCUACAUGCUGAACAGUUAUAUAUUUGGGGCUUUCUGGUACGUGAAUGCACUAGAAAAGAAAAAUACAUGCUGGAGUGAAGCUUGUGCUACCACAUCCGGAUGCGAUCUCACAAAUCUGUUUUGUGCACGAGGUGGCAGAGACAAUAGUCGUUUUCUAAAGACUACAUGCCCAUUAAUCCACCCUGACCAAAUCACGAACUCCACAGUCUUCGACUUUGGUAUGUACAUUGAUGCAUUGAAGUCUGGGGUGGUAGAUGUAGAGCCAAGAGAUUUUCCGAGGAAGUUCUUUUACUGCUUUUGGUGGGGUCUACGAAAUAUUAGUGCUUUGGGCCAAAACCUUGAGACAAGCAACUCUGUCGGGGAGAUCUUCUUUGCUAUCAUCAUAUGCGUCUCUGGUUUACUCUUGUUUGCUGUGCUCAUCGGAAACGUUCAGAAGUAUUUGCAAUCAACUACGAUUAGAGUAGAUGAAAUGGAGGAGAAAAAGAGAGACACUGAAAAAUGGAUGUCCUACCGUAUGCUACCAGAGUAUCUCAAAGAACGCAUUAGGAAAUACGAGGAUUACAAAUGGCGAGAAACUAGAGGCACCGAAGAGGAAGCUCUUCUUUGUAGCCUUCCAAAAUAUCUCAGACUCGAAACCAAAUGCCAUCUUUACAAGGAUAUGUUAAAGCGUGUCCCUUGGUUUCUAUCUAUGGAUGAUCAAUUACUAAACGCUCUAUGUGCACGUCUCAAAACGGUUUUUUACUCAGAGAACAGUUACGUUGUGUGUGAAGGUGAACCAGUGGAAGAUAUGUUGUUUAUAAUGAGAGGAGUUCUAAUAAGCACAACAACUCAUGGUGGCAAAACUGGAUUCUUCAAUUCGGUUCGCUUGGUUACUGGUGAUUUCUGUGGACAUGAUCUUCUCCCUUGGGCAUUAGAUCCUCUCAGUUCCCACUUCCCUAUCUCUAACAGAACCGUUCGAGCUCAGACAGAAGUCGAAGGCUUUCUUCUCUCAGCUGAUGAUCUCAAGUUUGUCGCUACUCAGUAUGGUCGCCUUCAUAGCAAGCAAAUCCGACCAAUGUUAAGGUUUCAUUCGGUGCAAUGGCAGACAUGGGCAGCAUUUUAUAUACAAGCAGCAUGGAAGAGAUAUUGUAGAAGGAAGCUCUCAAAGGCUUUACGUGAAGAAGAAAGCAAACUACAUAGCACACUUCAGAACGAUGAUUCAGGUGGCAAUAAACUUAACUUAGGUGCUGCGGUUUAUGCGUCGAGGUUUGCGUCUCAUGCUCUGAGGAAUCUUAGGGCGAACGCAAAAGCACGAAAUUGAAGAUUCCCUCAUAUGCUAUCUUUGUUGCCUCAGAAACCAGAUCAUUAAUGAUGAUUUUAAACAAUUAUGUAACUUUGUUUGUAUAAAACCGUCAACAAAAUUUUCUUGAAUU
Messenger RNA from Camelina sativa (false flax), 2215 nucleotides. Its product is annotated as cyclic nucleotide-gated ion channel 11. Gene Ontology annotation, biological process: monoatomic ion transport; transmembrane transport. The record is from RefSeq and is a predicted model, not a curated record. Gene Ontology annotation, molecular function: monoatomic ion channel activity. Gene Ontology annotation, cellular component: membrane. Lineage: Eukaryota; Viridiplantae; Streptophyta; Magnoliopsida; Brassicales; Brassicaceae.